AUGGCUCAGGCAAUUAAGAGUGCGCUGCCUUCCCAUCUAAAGCCCGGCGGGAACGAAGCGGACGGCGAGUUCGCUGGUCGACACCACGGAAAGACUCGAUCGCACAUGGCCUUCGAGAAUGCUUCGACCAACGUCGCCGCAGCGCAAAUGCGCAAUUCCCUGACUGAACUUGCCGAGACCGUCAAGGACCCGGAGCAGAAGAAGCUGUUUGAGACUGAGAUGGACAACUUCUUUGCUCUCUUCCGCCGAUACCUGAAUGACAAGGCCAAGGGCAACUCUGUUGACUGGGAUCGCAUCAACCCCCCUGCGCAGGGGCAGGUUGUUGACUACGAAGACCUGUCCAACUCGGAGUCUGUCAAAUUCCUCAACAAGCUAGCUGUUCUGAAGCUGAAUGGUGGCUUGGGUACCUCCAUGGGUUGUGUUGGUCCCAAGUCCGUCAUCGAAGUCCGCGACGGCAUGUCUUUCCUCGACAUGUCCGUACGACAAGUCGAGUUUUUGAACCGAACGUACAGCACCAACGUCCCCUUCAUCCUGAUGAACUCUUUCAACACCCACGACGACACCGCUGCCAUCAUCAAGAAGUACGAAGGUCACAAUGUCGAUAUCCUUACCUUCAACCAGUCGCGAUACCCAAGAAUCUACAAGGACUCGCUUCUACCUGUCCCCAAGAACUUCGACUCGUCCAUCAACGAGUGGUACCCUCCCGGACACGGUGACGUAUUCGAGUCUCUCUACAACUCCGGCCUCCUUGAUAAGCUCAUCGAGCGCGGUAUCGAGAUUAUCUUCUUAUCGAACGUCGACAACCUAGGUGCCGUCGUGGAUCUACGUAUCCUACAACACAUGGUCGAGACGAAUGCCGAAUACAUUAUGGAGUUGACCAACAAGACCAAGGCCGAUGUCAAGGGCGGUACUAUCAUCGACUACGACGGAUCUGUGCGCCUGCUGGAAAUUGCCCAGGUCCCGAAGGAGCACACCAACGAAUUCAAGUCGAUUAAGAAGUUCAAGUACUUCAACACUAACAACAUCUGGAUGAACACCAAGGCCAUCAAGCGCGUUGUAGAGAAUAACGAGCUCGAGAUGGAGAUCAUCCCCAACGGCAAGACCAUUCCUGGUGAUAAGAAGGGCGAAUCUGACAUCUCCAUCCUUCAGUUGGAGACUGCUGUCGGAGCUGCCAUCCGCCACUUCAACAAUGCUCACGGUGUCAACGUACCCCGUCGUCGAUUCUUGCCUGUCAAGACCUGCUCAGAUCUCAUGCUCGUCAAGUCGGAUCUGUACACUGUGAAGCAUGGCCAACUGCAAAUGAGCCCCAGCCGCUUUGGUGGCGCGCCGCUUAUCAAGCUCGGUAGCGACUUCAAGAAGGUCUCGGACUUCCAGAAGCGCAUCCCGUCAAUUCCCAAGAUCAUCGAACUCGACCAUCUUACAAUUACUGGCAAUGUCAACUUACACCGUGGCGUGGAACUGAAAGGAACUGUCAUCAUCGUCGCAACAGAAGGCUCUACGAUCGAUAUUCCUCCGGGAUCGAUCUUGGAGAACGUUGUCGUUGAGGGUAGCUUACGUCUGUUGGAGCACUAA
Daldinia childiae is the source of this 1572-nucleotide messenger RNA. Its product is annotated as putative UTP-glucose-1-phosphate uridylyltransferase. Gene Ontology annotation, biological process: glycogen metabolic process; UDP-alpha-D-glucose metabolic process. The transcript is spliced from 4 exons. Lineage: Eukaryota; Fungi; Ascomycota; Sordariomycetes; Xylariales; Hypoxylaceae. Bases 1 to 1572 code for a protein of 523 amino acids. Gene Ontology annotation, cellular component: cytoplasm. Gene Ontology annotation, molecular function: UTP:glucose-1-phosphate uridylyltransferase activity. The record is from RefSeq and is a predicted model, not a curated record.